AUGGCAAGAGGAUACGUGGCCUUGGAAGUAGAAGAGAAACGACACAAUGAGGAAGUGUCGCGCGAAACCUUGUCAUCGAGAGAUACUUUCCUCUUCGAAUCUAAGAACCGGAAGCCUGCUGCACGACCUCAUAAUAGGACUGACAACCGCUCGGCCAACGAAAGGAACCCUCGAGGGACAGUAAUGGAAACCAAGUGGCCCCCAAGAAUGCCCACUGACCCCGGCAAGAGGGAUAAGGGGCGAUAUUGCGCCUUUCACGGAGAGCACGGUCACGCAACCUACGAGUGCAGGAAGCUGAAGAUAGAGGUCAACCGUCUGGUGAAAGAAGGAUUCUUCCGGGACUGCCUCGUUUCGGACGCUGCACUUCACAUCCAACGGGGAAGUAACAAAAGCCGGGAUCAGUCCCCUCCACCAUACAUUAAGAAAACCUUAAAUGUAAUCUCGGGAGGGUCAGACCUGAGCGGGAAUUCAGUGCGAGCUUCGAUGGCACACGCCCGAUGGGUCCAAUCGGUAAGGGCUAUGACGGUAUUUGACAGCAACGGCCCUGACGUGCUCUUAUCAUUUAACCAAGGGGAAGCCUCUGAAUUAGAACACCCCCACGAUGACGCUCUUGUCAUCACUCUGGACGUAGCCCAUAUUUUAAUGAAACGCAUGCUCGUCGAUACUGGGAGCUCACCCAACAUUCUAUUUGCCGGAGUUCUGAAAGAAAUGGAAAUCAAAGACUGA
This is a messenger RNA of Cannabis sativa, 726 nucleotides long. RefSeq lists its product as uncharacterized. Bases 1 to 726 code for a protein of 241 amino acids. NCBI's taxonomy places the organism in Eukaryota, Viridiplantae, Streptophyta, Magnoliopsida, Rosales, Cannabaceae. The record is from RefSeq and is a predicted model, not a curated record. The transcript has 2 exons.